Messenger RNA from Rodentolepis nana, 378 nucleotides. The record is from the annotation of a GenBank genome assembly. NCBI's taxonomy places the organism in Eukaryota, Metazoa, Platyhelminthes, Cestoda, Cyclophyllidea, Hymenolepididae.
AUAACAGGUACCGUUGAGGAUCACGAAUGGCCUGAUGUAAGUCGAGCGAAAAACUACAUUAACUACAAACCUCGUCCACCCAUUCCCUUCUCCCAAAUAUUCACAGCAGCAGGCGACGAUCUGAUCGCUCUUUUGUACACUCUUCUCGCUUUAAAUCCAGACCAACGAGGGACCUCUACGUCCGCGUUGGCUUCCCCCUACUUCCGAAAUCGGCCUCCUCCCACUCCGGAAUCUCAACUCCCGAAACCGAAGAACUCCAUGGUCGCAGGUUUACUGCAGCAGGAGAGUAGGCAAGCCACAACACCAUUUGAUCCAGCAUCGAUAUUUGAUAAUGCUGAUAUGCAUGAAACGCCAGUGAAAAGAAGUAAACUCAGUUGA